Penicillium argentinense is the source of this 2445-nucleotide messenger RNA. RefSeq names its product putative actin binding protein. Bases 1 to 2445 code for a protein of 814 amino acids. The record is from RefSeq and is a predicted model, not a curated record. The transcript has 3 exons. Gene Ontology annotation, biological process: regulation of actin filament polymerization. Gene Ontology annotation, cellular component: plasma membrane; site of polarized growth; actin filament. Lineage: Eukaryota; Fungi; Ascomycota; Eurotiomycetes; Eurotiales; Aspergillaceae. Gene Ontology annotation, molecular function: actin filament binding.
AUGGCAUCCCUCAAUCUCUCGACCAACGGACCGUCGAUAUCGAAGAGCUACCAGUCCGUCGUGAAUGCAUCAUUGCCGACGGGCAAUGCGGCUUCGCCAACCUUCGGCCAAUGGGCUCUGUUUUCCGUCUCAGCGCCGCUCGUCAAUGCCUUUCAGCAAGAUUCCGGCAACAAAGAAAGUGUCCUGAAGGUCCAAAGCACUGGAGAUGGUGAAUUGGAGGAUCUAAUCGAGGAGUUCUCCGAGGGCCGAGUUCAAUUUGCCUAUGUGAAGGUGACCGAUCCGAACACAGGACUGCCUAAGAAUGUUUUGAUUGCGUGGUGCGGAGAGGGAGUCCCCGAGAGGACAAAAGGUUAUUUCACGAGCCACCUGGCCAGCGUUUCCAAGUUCUUGCAUGGGUACCAUGUGCAGAUCACUGCUCGGACGGACGGUGACCUCUCUCCCGAGGGCAUUAUUCAACGUGUUGGAGAUUCCUCGGGCUCCAAGUAUUCGGCGGCGUCACAGGGCCCAGCCAUUUCGACGGCCGCCGGUCCUCGCCCUCCAGUUGCCAGCAAACCCGUGUUCACACCGGCCCGAUCUGGCGGUAUCGCCUCGGCCUCUUCGGUAACGCGUUCCAAGCCCGCAACCUCAUCGGCUGGCGUGGACGAUGACGGCUGGGGAGCUGAUGCACCCCCGGUCACAAGAACCCAGCUCGAAAAGGUGCAACCUGCUUAUCAACCGACUCGCGUGAACCUGCAACAAUUGAAGUCGGAGAACCAGGCCCCAUCUUCUCAGGACCCGGCCCCCGCUGUUCCCGAGAGUAGUGCUGACGUUGUUCGUGGCGGUUAUCAACCUGUCGGUAAGGUUGAUAUUGCGGCGAUUCGGCGCCAGGCUGCUGAGUCGGGGCAGCUCAAGGAUGACCGCCCGACGCCGGUCAAGGGAUCCUAUGAACCCGUGGGCAAAGUGGACAUCGCUGCUAUCCGAGCUCGAUCCCAGAAGCCGGAAGUUGCCCCUGAGACCACAAAGAGCCCUGUGCCCCAGAAUGAACCUGUGAACAUGCCCGAGCGACCAGCUGCGGGUGAGACCGCCGAACGCCUCACAUCUCUGCCAAAGCCCAAAGUGGCCAAUAAGUUCGGAGGUGGUCCCGCCUUUGGUGGCACUAAGCCGCCUCUCCCUACUGGACCCUCAGCAGCUGUUGCUACCGCUGCGCCGGUUGGCAGUGCUAGUCGCACUUUUGCAGACGAGGGAGGAAAGACUCCAGCUCAGCUCUGGGCCGAGCGCAAGGCCAGGGAGCGUGGUGGAACUCCUGCCUCAGCUGACGCAGAGCCAUCACGCCCAAUUCAGAGCCAGGUGAGCGGCCAAGGCGAAUGGAAGAGCUCGUACGCAGGAAAGUCAUGGGCUCCGGUUCAAACCGUCCAGGAUAAGUCUGCUCCGCAGGUGGUCGAUGCGAAGGCCAACGAGCCGGAGAAUGCACAGGCUGAGCCUCCAUCUCAUGUCCAUGAAAUUCGGGAUCAAUUCGCCCAGGAGCCUGCGCCACCUGCCCAACCCACGCCUCCUCCUGUUCCGCAGGCCAGUCGUCCUGUUCCAGUCCCUGGACUCCCUACUGGUCCAACUGAGCCUACUGAGCCGGAGGAGGAAGAACAUGAUGCUCAGCAGCCCUUGCCCACUCCUCCCCCGCAACCGCGCUCUCCGACUCCCCCUACACCCCCUGUUCAGGAUAACUCUCCUAUCCGAGUGGCCAUGCCCGUCGGUCGAGGCGUGGCUGAUGCUCAUGAGGAACAAAACUCUCCUCCUCCUACGAUGCCAGUUCAAAGCCUCCAGGAGGCGGUUCCAGAUGAGAGGGAUCUUGAAGAGACUCAAGACCUUGGCCGAGCUACCGCCGAGGCCACUGUCGUUGGCCAAGCCGAGGGUGGAAUCCGCGCUCAGGUGCAAUUCGACUAUGAGAAGGCUGAGGACAAUGAAAUUGAACUUCGGGAGGGUGAAAUUGUGACAGAAAUUGAUAUGGUUGACGAGGACUGGUGGCUGGGUGUCAACGCUCGCGGCGAACGGGGCCUUUUCCCCGGGAACUAUGUCGAGGUUCUACAGGACGAUCAGCACGGUGCCCCUGCUGGAUACCACACUCAAGAGCCGGAGCCAACGCCAGUACCUGCACCCGAGCCCGUGCCAGCUGCCGUUCCUGCGCCACCUCCAGCUCCAGCAGCUGCUCCGGCCCCGGCUAGCUCCAAGGGCCCGAAGGCGAUCGCGCUUUACGACUACGAAGCGGCGGAAGACAACGAAAUAUCUUUCCCAGAGAACGCGAAGAUCACCAAUGUGGUAAGUUGCCCCCCACUUUCUCCCUGGGACCACCGCUCAAUCGACCGUGUACUAACUGAACAAUAUCAGGAGUUCCCGGAUGACGAUUGGUGGCUUGGCGAGUACAAUGGCAAACAGGGACUGUUCCCGGCCAACUACGUACAGCUGGACGCAUAA